CUAGCACUUACUCUUUCGUGUGCUGUCCUGCCCCGUGCGGUGCGCUGUCAUGCUAUGCUCCCUUUCUAUUUUCACACGAACCGCUGAGCGAGACGCGUUGAGGCGCCUUGCUAUCGGCGUAAUAGUAGCAAACAACGAACACUGCGGCCUUCCACGCAUUCUGUCCUGGCAAAGAGAGGCGAGAAACUGUCAUGGGCAUCCACUCAGGCACAAAUAGCGUCUUCUUCACACCACACCAAACCCCGAAAAACCAUGCUGACCGCCUGACUGACGAAAAACAGAGAGCUCGGCUCGUCACACUAUCAUGCAUCGAAGUCGAACGAGACUCUUGCCCGGUCGGCCUUCUUGUGCCUGUCCUGACCACCACCACUGCUGACAUCCAUCCGCUCCUCCCUCCCUCGCUUGCCCUCCUUCCUCCGCCCAAUCAGCGCAUCCGGCAUCACACGAACAUUCUGGCCACCAAGGCCAGUGGCAGUGGUGGUAGCAAGGUGCCGUCCUGUUGACAGCGCCGUAGACAGCACAUCCGUGUCGCUGUCGUCCAGGUCCAUCAUAGACGAGGAUGGCUGCGCGUCGACCUCCUCCACAUCAGCUGCUCCCUCUCGGUCCAUGUCGUCAUGAGCUCCGUCUCGCUCCAGCACGCACUCCCAGCGGUCCUGGUCCUCUCUGUUCUCCUUUUGCCGACGCUGCCGCAGCUCUGUGAGGAACUCGAGAGCGCUCGAACGCAUCUGCUCGGCGUCGUCCGAGUCGACGUCAUUCAGCGAGUAGCGGGCCCACGAGGAGAAGGGAGGCGGGCGGGGAGGGGCGAGGGAGUCGGUGGUGUCCGUCAUGAGCUCAUCAGCAAGACCAGCAGCAGCAGGCGGAGCGGAGGAACGGGUUGAGUGAAGGACGUCGAAGGUCUGGUGAAGGCGCCUCGAGAACCCACGAUCUUGUGAGCGAAUGAAGUACUGCAUUCCCACUGAGUCAGAGCCUCUUCAGGACUCUAUUCUCACCACAAG
Molecule: messenger RNA, 995 nt
Organism: Vitrella brassicaformis
Lineage: Eukaryota; Vitrellaceae
Source: the annotation of a GenBank genome assembly